Messenger RNA from Manis pentadactyla (Chinese pangolin), 2886 nucleotides. It is a transcript of the gene PTGR1, whose product is annotated as prostaglandin reductase 1. The record is from RefSeq and is a predicted model, not a curated record. Gene Ontology annotation, cellular component: cytoplasm. The transcript has 10 exons. Bases 153 to 1142 code for a protein of 329 amino acids. Gene Ontology annotation, biological process: prostaglandin metabolic process. Gene Ontology annotation, molecular function: 2-alkenal reductase [NAD(P)H] activity; 15-oxoprostaglandin 13-reductase [NAD(P)+] activity. Lineage: Eukaryota; Metazoa; Chordata; Mammalia; Pholidota; Manidae.
GGCCCCCAGCCUUCUUCCCUGGCGGGGCGGGGCAACUCCUCCUUGGAAGCCCCGCCUCCGCCGCGCGGCCAUAAAGCGCGGCCCCGGGCCCUCGGCGCGCGGCACCGACGGCCUCCUCUAGGCAGUGCAGCCCGCGGACUCUGAGCUUCAAGAUGGUUCUUGCUAAGAGCUGGAUCCUAAAGAAGCACUUUGAAGGUUACCCUAUUAAAAGUAACUUUGAGUUGAAGACAAUUGAACUCCCACCCUUAAAAAAUGGAGAGGUCCUGCUGGAAGCUUUGUUCCUCACUGUGGAUCCUUACAUGAGAGUGGUGGCCAAAAGACUGAAGGAAGGUGAUAUGAUGAUGGGGCAGCAGGUGGCCAGAGUUGUGGAAAGUAAAAACUCAGCCUUACCAACAGGCACGAUCGUAGUGGCUUCUUCAGGCUGGACAACGCACUCCAUUUCUGAUGGGAAAGAACUGGAAAAGCUGCCUACAGAGUGGCCAGACACAUUACCAGUGUCUUUGGCUCUGGGAACAAUUGGCAUGCCAGGCCUAACGGCCUACUUUGGCCUACUCAACAUCUGUGCUGUGAAGGGUGGAGAAACACUGAUGGUUAAUGCUGCAGCAGGAGCUGUGGGCUCUGUUGUGGGGCAGAUUGCUAAGCUCAAGGGCUGCAAAGUUGUUGGAGCUGCGGGGUCUGACAAAAAGGUUGCCUAUCUUAAGAAGCUAGGAUUUGAUGUUGCCUUUAACUACAAAACAACGGAGUCUUUGGAAGGAACUUUGAAGAAAGCCUCUCCUGAUGGUUAUGAUUGUUAUUUUGAUAAUGUGGGUGGAGAGUUUUCAAACACCGUUAUCCCCCAGAUGAAGAAAUUCGGAAGAAUUGCUUUGUGUGGGGCCAUCUCGGUAUAUAACAGAACUGGCCCACCUCCCCCAGGCCCACCCCCAGAGAUUGUAAUCUAUCAGGAACUCCGCAUGGAAGGGUUCAUCGUCUACCGCUGGCAAGGAGAAGAACGCCAGAAGGCUCUCAAAGACUUGAUGAAAUGGGUCUUAGAGGGUAAGAUCCAGUACCAUGAACACAUCACUGAAGGAUUUGAAAACAUGCCAGCUGCAUUUAUGGGAAUGCUGAAAGGAGAUAAUUUGGGGAAAGCAAUAGUGAAAGUGUGAAAAAAAUGACACAUGGAAUCUAGAAAUCAUUUGAUUGAUUACCUACUUUCUUUUUAUCCAUUUAGUAAAACUGUAUACUGUUUUCAUUUUCUAAGAAAAAGUAAUUGAAAUUAGUUUGAUCUACCUAUUAAAAUACAUUUAAGUGGUAUGUAAUUAGCAACAGAGAAUGAAAUUUUCCUAAAGAACAGCCAGUCACCUCAAUGUCUACUACAGCUCCUUCUGGGUUAUGGUAGAAAAUAACAGCUUUAGAGUCCAGAAGUUUACUGCCUCUGUGAACUUGGAUCUCUGCUUUGUCAUCUAUUAAGUGAGGAUAGUAGCAUCUGCUUCAUACACAUAUUAUAUAUUUUUUAAAACACCAGCAUAACUAUAAUUUGCAAUUACAAUAUAGGUAGAUCAUGGGGAAGGCAGUACAACGUGAAGACAACUAGUGACUCUAUAGCAUCUUACUAUGCUGACAGUGACCGCAAUAGUGGGGGUGAGGACUUGAUAAAAUGGGUGAAUGUUGAAACCACUGUGUUGUUUAUGUGAAACUAUCAUAACUGUAUAUCAGUGAUACUUUAAUAAAAAAAUAAAAAUUAAAAAAGGACACAAAACAAACAACAACAACAAAAAUAAAACAAAGCACACCAGUGUAAUGCCUGGCAUAAGGCAUUCAGUGUUGGCUCCCUCCCUGUAGAAACCAGUGAAUUUGAAGUCCUAAGAUUACCACGCCUUCUGCUUAUGAUUACACAAAAAGAAAUAACCAUUACUAAUGUAGAUGGGUCUUGAGACAGCCCACACCGGUCCUCUGCAGGUGAGUCUAGUAACACAACAGACCAAGGAAGGAAUCUAUCAUUCACAACAGCUACAAAAAGAGAGCACAUGGUUAUAAGCCUACAAAAAUACGUGAGGUUUAUAGGAAGAAAGUUUCAAAACAUUACUGAGACUUGAAUAUGUGGAAAGGUACCAGACUCUUGGACAGGAAGAUUCAGAAUCAAAUCAUAAAGAUGUCAGUUCUGUUGAUCAAUUCCAUUGCCAAGUAGAGGAGGGGUUAAUUGUAGUACAGUGACAAAAUGGGAGAAUAAAAAAGCAUGUGUGUAAAACCUCUGGAAAGAUAAUAAGAAAACUACUGACUACAAAGAUGUGUCUCAGGGAAGAGAACAGCACUGCCCAAAAGAGGGACGAGAAAAACGUCACACUGUAUACUUUUGUACUUUUUGAAUUCCGAAUCUUUCAAACUAUUCACUGUUACAAAUACAUUAAAAAAAUAAAAGUCCCUGCCUUUCUGGGUCCCCUGCCCCUAUGGGGGGAAAUAAAACGGGUGAAAUUAAACUCAGGGAAAGUGUAUGGGCGCCCCCUGGUGUUUUUUACUCAAACUUGUCCCUACUGAGCCUCCAGCAAUUUGGAGGUAACAGUUGAAGUGUUCCUACUGGAGUAGUGUUUCCCAGAGGUUUCUAGUCUUGGGCUUCUACUCCAGUGACCUGGGAGUCUGUAUCUGCCUGCCUGACCCUCCAGCUUUGGGGACAGUGGUUUGUGACCUCAGUUCUCUGCUGGAUCUAAAAAGAGUUGAUAUUUCAGUUUGUUCAACUUAUUUCUUGUCGUCAGGACAGUGACACCUUCCAAACACAACAUAUUUAGGACCAGAAAACAGAAGUCAAGAGCAUAUAUUUUAAAUUUUGAUAUUUUUUUCUUGAGUGUUGGUGCUUUUAAUUACCUAACAAAUCUUAGCCUAGCCAUGAAAUUUUUCUCCCAUAUUUUAUUUAUU